This is a messenger RNA of Stylophora pistillata, 3710 nucleotides long. RefSeq names its product cysteine and glycine-rich protein 1. Gene Ontology annotation, biological process: sarcomere organization; muscle tissue development. Gene Ontology annotation, cellular component: nucleus; cytoplasm; Z disc. Gene Ontology annotation, molecular function: actinin binding; structural constituent of muscle. The record is from RefSeq and is a predicted model, not a curated record. NCBI's taxonomy places the organism in Eukaryota, Metazoa, Cnidaria, Anthozoa, Scleractinia, Pocilloporidae.
AACAUGUACUCAAGUGCAUUCUCACCAUAUUUUGGGAAGUGACUAUCAAACGCUGUAAGUAUUUAACACGGAAAUGAAUCAUAGGAUUUUGAAGCACUCUUUCUGAUAAGCAAAACUACAUGAUAUCAGCUGGGUAUGAUAGACAGACUACAAACACUAAAUGAUAGAGCAAGGAGAAACAAGUGCGGUGAAUAAUGGAAAAGAUUGACUAUGAUUAAUACAGUUCAAAUGACAAAUUUGACAAGCGAGGCUCAAUUUUUCAAAAUAUGAAUUGAUGACAUUUCUCCUUUCAAAUAAAAAAUACAGGAGGGGAUAUUGAAAAUAAGAUAAGAUAAUCAAUCUGCUUUUGGAUUUCUCAAAUAAACAUUGAUACCAUGAGAUGAAAAAAGGAAUGUCCAGUUGUCAGUAGUGUAAAUUGAAUUACGCUGAUGUCAUUUAUGGAAAGAAUUUUGUGGUCUUAUUCUUUAAAACUUUAGGCGUUAAACAAACAGAUUUCACCCAGGCUCAACUCGAAUUCCCCGCCACACAAACGGCCAUAUUGAACAGAUUAGCACAGCUUGUGUAAUUCAGAGGACAAAUAAAAUUCUGUUUGAUCGCUAAAUUUCUCAACGUUGUCACCAGAGACUAUUGUCUGUCAUCUAAGAUAAUCCACUAAUCCCCUUACUAUUUUUCGUUCCAUGUCGAUGAGACGGAAUUUAAAACCACAUAAAACACCUAGCCCAGAGGUAAGAUUUGGUAAAGUUAAAAGGAAAAAAACUACGCGUUCAUGUCAUAUCUUCAAGGUUUUUUUCCCUCGAAUUUCCACGAGUAGUUUAGAACAGGAAAACAGCACAUCAACUUCCAUAAAUUUCUAACAAUGUUGGUAUCUAAAGUUUGACUUGAUAUUAACAGUUUAGCUUUGAAAUUCAACAGGCCGGCAGACGAUAAAUUAAUAGCAAUAUUCCUCUACCAUAGUUGUUGAAAUCAUAAGAAUAUGCUCAGUAAUUGUUGAAAUGUGGACUUUUUUGGGGAGCACGCACUAUAUUUGGACGACUUGCGGACCUAGAACAUUUCAUUCCACUUGGCCAAGAGGAAACGUGGGUCCGAGUUCUAUGCCAAAUAAGCCUCUAGAGCUUUUGCCUUCCAAUUGGAAAUAAUUCCCAUCUCUACAAUAUAGCCAGAUUUGCUGUUUCGGUUCGUCAUCGACCAUUGUUUAAUCCAUUCACCUUCAAACAAUAGUCUAGGAGAAAUGCAUCAUCAAACUAAUUGCAAUAUAAUGAGAUUGGUUGUUCGAAAGCGACCAAUUGUUCUUAGCUAUUAUGCGGGAAAGGUAUUGAGUCAUCGAGUGUUUUUAUUAUGCAAAAGAAAUGCUUUGUCGCUUAGCUGUUCCAGUUACCUCAAGGAAAGUUAGUUCAAGAGAAAUAGCAUCAGUGUUCAGACAGAUGAGAUUGAAUAUCAUAACAACUGCUUUGACAUUGAGGAGAAAUUUUGUACCUCAUGCGGAUCUUUUUACUAAUAACGGAUACAGAAUACAAGACAAAGAUUGUCAUUUUAUUCUAAUUGAACAAAUUAAGGAAUUUUUUAAUUUGGCAGUAAGAUAAUUAUGAUGAACAAUAUAACAACCUCAUAUUCAAUAUAUUACUAUGUAUUAGGUGUCGUGAUCAGUUUCACUUUUGGGCUAUUAGUACUUGAGAGGUCCUUUUGAAAUGGUUGUGUGGUAUGCUAAGAAUUUGUCAUACACGCUGAAAUGUAAAAUGACAUCCUCACAAAAACUUGUUGUGACGGUCGGGAGGAAGUGUGGCCAAUAUUUUUACUUCAACAAUGAAUUUGGUGUGAAUUUUAAAUUACUGAGCAGUUUUACUGAUUUAUUUUCCUGUUAUAGUGGAGGUAUCACUUCUGUCAUUGCUACAGAAUUGAUGGAUUACUAUGGUAAAUGAUUUUUUAUCAUUUUAUCAGUCAAGUCAGCAUCAUAUAGAGGAUGAACAAUUUGAGUUCAGGUAACAGGAAGGCCUCUUUGAAUCUCGGGCAAACAAAUGCCAAAUGUGCAAGAUGUGGAAAGACUGUGUACUUUGCUGAACAAGUAUUUGGUUGUGGAAAGAAAUGGCAUAAGCAGUGUUUUAAGUGUGUGGCUUGUAACAAAACUGUGAACAGUUCAACCAUGCGGGAUAAAGAUGGUGAGCUGUACUGUGCCAGUUGUCACACCAGAUCAUUUGGUCCAAAGGGUUAUGGUUAUGGGGUUGGCAGUGGUGUGCUUAGUACUGACACUGGUAAGGCAGGAGAGACUGUUUCCACAGCUCCAAAAACUGCCCCCAUGAAUUAUUGUCAUUCAGGACAGGGGAAACUUUGUCCAAGAUGCAAUCAAGUUGUGUAUGAUGCUGAAAAGGUUCGAGCAGUUGGUAAAGUUUUUCACAAGUUGUGUUUCAAGUGUGCAACAUGUAACAAGGGUUUGACCCCAACUACCAUGAGAGACCAUGAGGAAGAAAUAUACUGCAGAGCGUGCUAUGAAAAGAACUUUGCCCCCAAAGGAUUUGGAUUUGGUUCAGCAUUGAUGAGGACAUGAGUAUCACAAGAACAACAAAAAUACUAUUUAUCCUCUGUGUAAAUAUCAUAAGGAAAAUUGAGUAACCAUUAUCAGUACUGACACUCUCCUUAAUGCUAUUUUUUAUGUUUCAAUUUUUUUUAGUGUAGACACCAAUUAUUUUUUUGGGAUGAUACUACUAACUGUGUUUGGGAUAGUUAGGUUUUUUUAUGUCAAGAUAUAUAAUAUAUUUUUCAUAGAUACCAGUAAGUUUUUUUUUCUUACCACACUUUAUAGCUACUUAUUAAACAGAAGACUCUGAAAUGCUGAUAAAAAUUAAAUAGAAAAUGCGUUCUAAACAAUUUCCCUGCUUAUAAUGCAGAACGGUGCAGAUGUGAGAAAGGUGUAGCUUAGGGUGUAGCUUAUGGGGGCUGUAAGGAGCAUGUGAUAAUCCCAUCCCUCUUUGUCAAUAAAAUAAGGCAAUUAUAAUCAAAAACAGAAACCAGAAAGUACUACCAGAAAGAUUGCAGUUUGGGAUCCUCUUUGUUAAGGCCUUCCUUCUGUUUAUCCUACAUCACCAAGUUGUCAUGUAAAAUAGACAAAUGAAGUUAUGGAGACAAAUUUAUUGAACCUGGGAUGCUAUGGAAUCUCUUUUUGAGACACGUCUAAUCAAGGAACAUAGACUUUGGUUCUUAUAAAAAAAUUCUCCGAUAAUUAUUUCUCAGUGAAGUUAUCUUUGUUGAAGGUACACCUCAAUUCAAGGGAAACUUUUUCUAGUCCAGUGGGUGUGUCAUUUAUAGACGCUCUAUUUAAUGUUUUCCAUCCAUUGAUGGAGAUUUCUAUUCAGGAGACAAGUUUAAUAUUUGUAACUUUCCCAGGAAAGCAGGUUCCACUUAACUAUAGCUUAAGGACUGCAGGUUCAUUAGAAAGGUGAUUCAAAGAUUAAAUAAGGUGCCAUUGCAAGGUGGUGUAACAAGGAGGAGGGGGGCUACUUUAAACUGAUUUUCUAUCACUCCCAUUUUUAACAGGUUAUAUUAUAGCUGUUUGAGCUUUAUGCAGUUUAUGAAAUUAUGGAUUAAGUCCAAUAGUAGUUGAGCUUAGUACUUAGUAGGGCAUUGUCUGAUAUCUAAGUGGCUUUAUGGCUGAGGGUAUUUCUUUGACAAGCUUCAAACUGGGUUUUUGUCUUUUAAAUAACAAUAAAUCCAUUACAUCA